AGUGCUGCUUGUUGACGUUGACGUUGCCUCAGUUGAUGUUGAAGUACUGCUUUCUAACGUUGUUGGCUGUGUCAAUGCAGAAGUGCUGCUUGUUGACGUUGACGUUGUCUCAGUUGAUGCAGAAUUACUGCUUGCUAGCGUUGUUGUUGACUCUCUCGAUGCAGAAGUACUGCUUGCUAGCGUUGUUGUUGGCUCUGUUGAUGUUAAAGUACUGCUCGCUAGCGUCGAAGUUGGCUCAGUCGAUGUUGAAGUAGUGCUUGAUACCGUUGUUGUUGGCUCUGUCGAUGCAGAAGUACUGCUUGCUAGCGUUGUUGUUGACUCUGUCGGUGCAGAAGAACUGCUUGCUAGCGUCGAAUUUGGCUCAGUCACAGUGCUGCGUGCUAGCGUUGUCAGCUCAGUCAUAGUGCUGGUUACUAGCGUUGAUAUUGCUUCAGUCGAUGCUGAAGUACUGCUUGCUAACGUUGUUGUUGACUCAGUCGAUGCUGAAGUACUGCUUGCUAGCGUCGGAGUUGGCUCAGUCACUGUGCUGCUUGGUAGCGAAGUUGGCUCAGUCACAGAGCUGCUUGCUAGCGUUCUUGUUGGCUCUGUCAAUGCUGAAGUGCUGCUUCCCUGUGUUGAAGUGGCCUCAAUAGAUGCUGAAGUACUGGCUGUUAGCGUUGUUGCUUUCUCUGCCGAUGUUGAAGUACUGCUUGGUAGCAUUAUUGUUUGCUUCGUCGCUGCUGAAGUACUACUUGCUGGUGUUUUUGUUGCCCUCGGGGAAGUUGGAGUAGUUGCUGCUAGCGUAGACGAUGGUUCUCUUGUAGUGGUUGCGAGUGUUGACGUCUCUGUCGGAGUGGUGAUUGCCGUUGACUUUGGAACUGUUGAUUUCGAAGAAGUGUUUGGCAUCGUUGA
Molecule: messenger RNA, 891 nt
Organism: Strongylus vulgaris
Lineage: Eukaryota; Metazoa; Nematoda; Chromadorea; Rhabditida; Strongylidae
Source: the annotation of a GenBank genome assembly